AAGCUAUGAAACUGGAGCGGGGAGUCCCUCUGAUGGGCUUCACGUGGAAAGAAGGACUCGCCUAGUGGUGGCAAGAAAAUGCGAAAUCUCAAGGAGUUUUGACCGUUUGGGAAGAACGUGCACGAGUGCACCUUGGGGGAAAUGUCUUCAAUAAAAAGAAAUCCAAAGAAGGAAAUAAUUUCCCAGUUUCACUGUUGGGCAGCUGAAGGCGACAUUGCCAAGUUAACGGUCGUACUCAGUCAUUCUCCAUCUCUCCUCAACGAAACGUCUGAAACUGGCUGGACAGCCUUGAUGUAUGCGGCAAGGAAUGGGCACCCGGAUGUCGUCCAGUUUCUACUUGAGAAAGGGUGUGACAGGUCGAUUGUCAAUAAAUCAAAGCAGACUGCACUGGAUAUUGCUAAAUUUUGGGGUUAUAAACAUAUAGCUAACUUAUUAGCUAAUGCUAAAGGUGGAAAGAAGCCUUGGUUCUUAACCAAUGAAGUGGAAGAAUGUGAGAAUUAUUUUAGCAGCACACUACUGGACCGGAAAAGUGAAAAAAGAAAUGAUUCUGAGUGGCUGCUAGCUAAGGAAAGCCAUCCCACCACAGUUUAUAUCCUUUUCUCGGAUUUAAAUCCUUUAGUUACUCUCGGCGGCAAUAAAGAACGUUUCCAACAGCCAGAAGUCAGGCUCUGCCAACUGAACCACACAGACAUAAAGGAUUAUUUGAUCCAUCCUGAGAAGAUCACCUUAAUUUUCCUUGGAGUAGAACUUGAAAUAAGAAAAGAGUUACUGAAUUAUGCUGGGGAACUCCCAAAAGAAGAGGAAGAUGGGUUGGUCGCUUGGUUUGCUCUAGGUAUUGAUCCUAUGGCUGCUGAAGAAUUUAAGCAAAGGCAUGAAAAUUGUUACUUUCUGCAUCCUCCCAUGCCAGCACUUCUACAACUAAAGGAAAAGGAAGCUGGAGUAGUUGCUCAAGCAAGAUCUGUCCUUGCCUGGCACAGUCGAUAUAAGUUCUGCCCAACUUGUGGAAGUGCAACGAAAAUCGAAGAAGGUGGCUAUAAAAGAGUGUGUUUAAAAGAAAACUGCCCGAGCCUCCAGGGCGUUCACAACACAUCAUACCCAAGAGUUGAUCCUGUAGUGAUCAUGCAAGUUAUUCAUCCAGAUGGAACCAAAUGUCUUUUAGGCAGACAGAAAAGAUUUCCCCCAGACAUGUUUACUUGCCUUGCUGGAUUUGUUGAACCUGGGGAGACAAUAGAAGAUGCUGUUAGAAGAGAAGUAGAAGAGGAAAGUGGAGUGAAAGUUGGCCAUGUUCAGUAUGUCUCUUGUCAGCCAUGGCCAAUGCCCUCCUCCUUAAUGAUUGGUUGCUUAGCUGUGGCGGUGUCUACAGAAAUUAAAGUUGACAAGAAUGAAAUAGAGGAUGCCCGCUGGUUCACUAGAGAACAGGUCGUGGACGUCCUGACCAAAGGGAAGCACCAGGCCUUCUUCGUGCCACCCAGCCGAGCGAUUGCACAUCAGUUAAUCAAACACUGGAUAGGAAUGAAUGCCAAUCUCUGAAUUAAAGAAUGAAGCUCUGUUUAAAUAUUGUUCUAUUUCUAGUUACCACCUGGUCCUUAAAUGAAGGUAGAAAUAUUGAGUGUUCCUAGAGGGUCACAACACAAAAUAUUAUGCUGGGUCUAUAAAAUGUUUUAUUCCUUCUUGAUCUCAGAAUUCAUAUUCUUAUAGACUUAAUGGCACUUUAGGUUGUGUUACACUUGGGUCCACCUCCUCGAAAGGAGAAUAACUGGUGUUUGGGUUGUGAUUCAUGCUCUUAUCUCAUAAAACCACAUAUCUAAAACGAAAGUUGGUUUGAAGGAGUGUGUUGUAGGAAUAGGAACACAUCUAAAUUUCAGUCAGUUUCCUAGUGUUAUUUGUAAGCAUUAGUCCAAUCACUACAGUUCUGUAGUUGAUGUGCGAGCCAUAAUCGGUAUAAUGAAUUUAGAGAUUGUAUUGAUUUGAAAGCUUUUCAUUACCAUAGAAAACUUUUAACAGAUUUUUGCUCAUGUUCUCAUCACAUUCCCACACAUCCUUUCCUCCUGGUUCCUUUGUUCUAGUGAUGGUAGUGGUAUAUUGUUGUUACUACUGAAAUGUGACCAUUAUUUAAAAUAAUCUAUUUUAAUAAUUAAAUCUACUGGAUCAGAAAACCACACUUUUAUAUACAAGACAAUCUUUAAGUAGAACCUACCACUAGAUUGAAGUUGCUUCUAUAAAGUAAAAAGUUAAUCUCUUUCCCUUAAGUUAUAUUCCAAUUUGUUUGUAAAACAGUCUCUGUUUUUUUCACUGAGAUAAAAUGUAUUUGAAAGGAAUUCUUUACCAAGGUCAGAUAUAAAUAAAUCCCAGAAAGAUUUACAUAUUUAAUGACAACAUUGGCUUUAAGUAAUUUUGUCAGAAGAAUGUGGAAAAAUUAUAUAAUUUUCAACAGUAUUAAUUAUACUCAUACACUGCCUUGGUUUUGAACUUACUUCAACAAAUUCUAAGAUGCUUUUAUUAAGUAAGUACAUUUUAGAGCUUAAUCAGUAAGUCUGUAGAGAAAAUAAUUCACAAUUUUGCAACAUAGGAACUCAAAUUUUACAAAGUAUUUUUAAUAGAUUUUUAGAAAGUAGCUUAUAAAUGAAAACAUGUAUUUAGUUUGAUUCUAUAUUGCUAUAUGUUAGAACUGGAAGAGAUUUAGUAAUAUAUGUACUUCCUGGUCCUCAUCUUAUAGAUGAGCGAAGGAAGUCUCAAAAGUUAAUUUCAUUAAUUGGUGAAAGUUAUACAGCUAAUUAAUUAUAAAAGCCUGUACUGUCUAAACCAGUUCAGGAUUCUUCUUACAAUAAGUACUAGAAACUCACUACAAACAUGUUUAGAAUAAAUUAAAAGUGGGGAUGAUAGAAUAAAUUCAAUUCAACAAAUUUUGUUCAUUAAAAUGUUAGGUAUUUAAUAUUUAUAUAAUAUAAGCUAUUAUUUUACUAAUGAAAUGUGAUUAUUUAUAUCAAGACUAUAACCAAAUUAAUACACAGGACAACCAGUGCUUAAUAGCAUUUGAACUAUUUAAGUAUAUAGAAAAUAACAGGCCUUAAUUACUGUAAAGUAUAAUGAAUCUAUUGCAAAGUAUAAUGACUGUAAAGUAUAAUUGAUCUUAUAGCAAUGGACUAGAAUGGCUUGAGGUUCAGUUUUACUCCAGAUGUACUUUUAAUACUUAAAAUUAUAAAAUUACGCUUGUAAAAUCCAGGUUUCCAUAAUAUUAACCAAAACCAAGCCAAAUCUUUGAUGAUGAGUGGAUUCUGACUCAGAGACCCAGGGCCUGUAGGAUGAGUAGAACUUCCCUGGAGGGUUGCUAAGGCUAUGAAACUUUAUGAAGGCAUCCCUUUUCUGUGGAGCCACAGGUGGGUUCAACUGCCCACCUAUAGGUUAGUAGAUGAGCACUUAACCACCCUGCCACACGAGCUCUUUUAAUACUGGAAAAAGAAAGUAAAAGAUAAAUUAUCAGUAAAAUGUAGUGUAAAUUUAGUUCUGAAGAUAUAAUCCUAUGAAUCAGUAUCUAAAUAAAUUACUGUUAUAACAAUUCAUAAAUUGCCAAAUUCUGAGAGGUUGUACUAUAUAGAAGAAAUAGCCAAUUCAAUAAAUGGUUGAAGUUUAAAUGCCUUAAUGCAUUUUAAUGGAAAUGAAUGUAGCAGUAUAUUAAAAUAUUUAACCAUU
Echinops telfairi (small Madagascar hedgehog) is the source of this 3690-nucleotide messenger RNA. RefSeq names its product nudix hydrolase 12 (gene NUDT12). Lineage: Eukaryota; Metazoa; Chordata; Mammalia; Afrosoricida; Tenrecidae. Gene Ontology annotation, molecular function: NADH pyrophosphatase activity; protein binding; metal ion binding. Gene Ontology annotation, biological process: NADP+ catabolic process; NAD+ catabolic process. The transcript has 7 exons. The record is from RefSeq and is a predicted model, not a curated record. Bases 142 to 1530 code for a protein of 462 amino acids. Gene Ontology annotation, cellular component: cytosol.